AUGGCAUCUCUAUUACCAUUGAUCGAGGACCUCCUCCCGAUGAUCUUGCCGGCAUCCGUGGCCAUCACAAAAGCCACAGAUAUUCUGCCGCCUGCAACCCAGUCGGGGGAAGACGGAGAAACACCCGAGAUUCGCGUCGUCAGCAGGCAUGCAGUGAUUGACAAGACAGACAAAAUGUGCACAUCAAUGCACCACCAUGGCGAGCAAGUGUCGGGGCAGGGCUCGCUCCUUUCGCAGCCGAAAGGGGACGAUGAGGAGCCGGAGCGGCAUGAGCUCGGGCCGGGGGAUUUCGCCUUCAUCCCCGCUUGGACCGAGCAUCAAGCAGUAAACGACUCGGACUCCGACUUUCAUUUGGUGAUUAUCCGUAGCGGAGGACGCCCCGUCGAGGUCGACCUCACUGGCUGGGGCGGUUCGCAAGUCAAGGAUGUUGCCAAACGAUGA
Messenger RNA from Chaetomium globosum CBS 148.51, 441 nucleotides. RefSeq lists its product as uncharacterized. Lineage: Eukaryota; Fungi; Ascomycota; Sordariomycetes; Sordariales; Chaetomiaceae. The record is from RefSeq and is a predicted model, not a curated record. The coding region runs from base 1 to 441 and encodes 146 amino acids. The transcript has 3 exons.